Musa acuminata AAA Group (dessert banana) is the source of this 951-nucleotide messenger RNA. RefSeq names its product NDR1/HIN1-like protein 6. Bases 86 to 838 code for a protein of 250 amino acids. NCBI's taxonomy places the organism in Eukaryota, Viridiplantae, Streptophyta, Magnoliopsida, Zingiberales, Musaceae. Gene Ontology annotation, cellular component: plasma membrane. The transcript has a single exon. The record is from RefSeq and is a predicted model, not a curated record.
CCCAUCAUCCGCGGAGACAUAUCUGAAGGACGACUUCGAGCUGCAAUCCGAUCGUAUCGGCUGCCCAACACUCGAAGGUGGAGACAUGGCCGAGCAACAGAGGAUCCAUCCGGUGGACGUCGAAGCUCCACUGCCGUCAGCACCACCGGCUCCUCCCAGCUUAGCAGCGUUGGAGAAGAGCGAUAGCACCGGCGAACGGCCCACCAUCCAGGUAGCCCCCUCGAGGCCACCAAAGAAGAAGAGGAGGAGCUUCUGCUGCUGUUGCUGCAGGUGUCUGUGCUGCACUCUCCUCGCCAUCGUCCUCCUCGUCCUCGUCGUCUCCGCCACCGCCGGUGUUCUCUACGUGGUGUUCGACCCCAAGAUCCCCAAGUACUCCGUCGACCGCCUCCGCGUCUCCGGCUUUUCCGUCCGCAGCGACAUGAUCGUCGACGCCACGUUCGACGUGACGGUCACGGCGAGGAACCCCAACAAGGAGAUCGGGAUCUACUACAGGGACGGCAGCGACCUGAGCGCUUGGUACGCGGGCGAGAGGCUCUGCACCGGCAGCUUCCCGGCGUUCUACCAGGGCCACCGGAACACCACGGUGGUGCACGUGUUGCUCACGGGAGAAACGCGGAUGGGGAGUGAGCUGCUGGCGGAACUGCUGCAGCAGCAGCAGCAGACGGGGAAGAUACCAUUAACCGUUCGAGGCGACGUGCCGGUGAGCGUGAGGGUUGGGAAGAUGAAGCUGUGGAAGAUGACCUUCCAAAUCAGGUGCGAUCUGGUGGUGAACAGUUUGAGCACCAGCGACGAUAUCAGCGUCAGGUCCAACAGCUGCCAGUUUAAGCUAAAGCGUUGAGUUCCACCUUUUCUUCUCCUUCGUCUUCAUCGGAAAUGGACGGUGAGCGGUUCAAUAUUGUUCCUUUCUUUGUAUCAUGGUAUCAUCAGAUCAUGAUCGAAUGCCACAUCAUG